Molecule: messenger RNA, 2680 nt
Organism: Ceratina calcarata
Lineage: Eukaryota; Metazoa; Arthropoda; Insecta; Hymenoptera; Apidae
Exons: 7
Coding region: 516-1043 (175 amino acids)
Source: RefSeq, a predicted model, not a curated record
UGCACCCACCGCGGCAGUUAGUCGUUCGCGCAUCGUCGUUCGGCGAGGGUGUUCUGUCACAAUUCGUUCGAUUCCUGUAAUUAGUACUGAAUCAUCAAAUCGUCAUUCGUCGAUCAGCUGAUUUUUGAUCAACGCGUGCAUCGACCUACAGCAUCUCUGACUACGUGUUUACGGACGACGGUCAUUGACGUCCCUCAACCUUCCCCAUCUGCAAUCAUUGGGACCGGUUGAGCACUGCCGUGAUAAGGCGAUCUCGGGACCGCUGCAGACAGAGAAAAGAAAGCGAGUGAGCCGGGUCCUGAACGACGGGAGGGUGUGAUUGAAUAACCGUGGAAACUUAAACAGAAAUUCUGGGUCAAGGUUUGUAGAACGUCGGUCGUCAGUACGAUAUGAGAGGAAUAUAUGGGUGAACACCAAACGGGCAAGGCAGACUCGACGAAAUCACGAACACGUGGCGGGAAUUGAAGCGGGCGCUGAGCCUGCUAUGUGUGAAGAGAUUUUCCGGCAGCAGCACGAUGCUGGAAGCACCGCCCGGAAGUCGCGAAGACCUCGUCGAGGCGGUAAGAACACCAUGCACACCCACAGAUCUGGACACGAUGUUAUAUGGAUAUACGAACAACAUAUACGUGCUGGACCACACUCCUGAAUCCCUGCCGGACAUGGAUAUGCUGCAACUGUUCGCCUCGCCGGCGGGUCGAGCACUGCUGACGGGCGACAAUCGGCGGAGAGGAUCGACGUCGACUUCCUCCAUGUCUCGAGAGUCUUCUUCGAGGACGAAGAGAGGCAGAAGACCAUCGGGGACGGUUAGCGCACCGACCACACCACCGAGGCAACGGAAGUCCAGCGUGGAACUGUACAAAGAAGCUGCAGAAAUCCUCGGUCUUACCUGUUCAUUAACUGAUAGCUGUCGAUGCAUCGAUUGCCAGAGCAAUUAUUUCGACUGCGACGAGGAUUUUGGCGACGCGAGGACGGAAUUGGCUGCCGGGACACCGAUUCUGCUGGACCAUGCUUUGUCACAUCCGUUAACGUGUUCCAUACAGUAGCAGCCGAAUAGCUCGUUUCGAAAUCGACUCUGUGCCAGUAUACUCUGCCGUCUGACGAACCGGAAAUCAUUCAGGUGUCGAAGAUUCACCAGGAACAUUGAAUUCGAGACGAAAAGUGGAUAUAUGCAGCUAUUCGUUGCAUAUAAUUUAAUCGCCGUACAUAUUGAAGUAUAUACGCAUUAAUUUAAACAAAUUACAAAAAGGGCAAAUCGCAGUUGGCUUUUCAUUACAAUUUCACGAAAGGGUAAUGUGAACAAUUUCUACUAAGAAUUUCUAUGCCGAGAAUCCGCACAAGGGUCUUGACUCUCGAAGAAAAUAUCGAAGCUUGUCAACUGUUUGCCUUCCUCCAACGUUAAUUGCGUUCGUUGCAUUUUUUUACGAAAUCUAUAACGAACAGUUGUAUGGAUGUGUACAAAGAGAGACAAAAGCAGGAAUGAGAUGUUAGAAAAGAAAACAGCAACCAAGAAGAAUGUAAUAACCUUAAGAUUUUGUAUAUUUAAAUUGCGUUUAAUUGUAAAAUGAUUCAUGUAAGAAUUUACUUAGGAGUACAGACGUACGAAGUUUUGAUUGUAACAAUCACUGAGAAACAGGAGACUCGCGACGCAACAUCACGAGCUUCAUUUUAUCAUAUGUUCUCCUCGAUGGACAACCAGUUUUGACGAUAAUCAAUGUAACAAUUUUGCGAACGACAAACGUAUAAUUUAUGGACAAUAUUUAACGAACUAAGUCGCGGUCCGAUUGCCUCUUUUUUUGUAUGAAAUGCAGGCUUAUACAUAAAUACCUAAAUACAUUUAUGUACAAAAUCCUUUCCCUCUUCCCGAUCAUACAACAAUCCGUCAAGUAAUCACGCUGAUCACUAAAUUGUUAUAAAAGGAAGUAACGUACAAAAUAUCGGCACGUUUUUAUUAAGCAUUUAUAUACCAUCGAACGUGAAACAUUCAAUGCGAUGUUACAAACACUGCAGAAAAAUAAAGUAUAAUAUAAUAAUGAAUGAUAACGCAUAUGACAAAAGGACACAUUCGCCUGACUCGAAUUGGGCGGAUUUGUUCGUCGAACGUGUAACGAAAGAUGCCAAACGAUAUGAAAUACGCCAAAUUUCUAUUACGAUUAAAAUUACUAACGACAACAAUAAUUAAGGAUGAGUAAACGAUAACUCUAAUCAAUAAUAUAUUUCGAGGAUGUGUGUAGGAAGGAAAGUGUGUACACGGUCAAUACGUUCGAUCACUAAAUAAUGGUUUAAACAGUUUGUUGGUGUACUAUAUGACGAUGAAGGAUUAUACAUAUUAUUAUACAUACAUAGUGUAUACAUACGUAUUAUAUUUACUACACGUUUUAUUAUUACACUUACUCCAUGAAGACUAGUAGGGUAUAUACGUUGUUAUUGAGCUCACGAUAAAUUAAAACGUAAAACGAAAGAAUGAUUCAGCAAUGAAAAUGAAAUAAGAAUACAGAAUACGACUAGAGAAAAAGUGAAAUGUACUGACUAAUUGAAAUUCGUACGUACAAGACCGAUAUACGCAAUUAAAGUUUAUAAAAUGGAAUUUUUUUCUUCGCAAUGUUCUAUUUCCGACAAAAGAGUAUAAUUAAUUUCACAAAAAUCAAUGCCUCCUCUUGGAAAUUUAGUCUCCAGUUAAGGA